AGUUUGUCACUUGUCUUCACUCUUCAGUAAUCAGUUCAGACUUCAACCAGUUCAGUUGACUGCAUCGUUUAUCGUAUUUUCUGUACAAGAAAACAGUUUUCCAAACGAUGCAUGCGUUCUUGAAAACCGGGAAACUUGGCCCUGGUGAGAUUAAAAAGCCAUCGACUUCUCGCACAAAAGAGAAAAGUGGACCUGCACCUCCUUGGGUUGAAAAAUACCGCCCGAGAACUGUGGAAGAUGUAGUUGAACAAGCGGAAGUAGUCCAAGUUCUUCGGCAAUGUUUAACCGGCGGAGAUUUUCCCAAUUUAUUGCUUUAUGGACCACCCGGAACAGGAAAAACCAGUACAAUUUUGGCAGCAGCUAGACAGCUUUUUGGAGAUAUAUACAAGGACAGAAUUUUGGAAUUGAACGCCUCGGAUGAGCGGGGAAUUCAAGUAAUAAGAGAUAAAGUCAAAACUUUUGCACAACUCACGGCUGGCAACACAAGACGCGAUGGCAAGCCUUGUCCCCCUUUCAAGAUAAUAAUUCUUGAUGAAGCAGACAGUAUGACUGGAGCUGCUCAAUCCGCGUUACGUCGUACAAUGGAGAAAGAAUCUCACAGCACCAGAUUUUGUCUGAUUUGUAACUACGUUUCUCGUAUUAUCGAGCCCUUAACUUCUCGAUGUACGAAAUUUAGAUUUAAACCUCUGGGCGAGGAGAAACUUAUUGAGAGAUUAGAGUUUAUUUGUGCAGAAGAGGAUAUGAAAGCCGAGAGACCUGUACUUGUGAAAUUAGUGGAAGCUUCUGGUGGAGACUUGCGAAGAGCGAUUACCUCUUUACAAUCGGUGACGAGACUUAAAGGAAAAGGCAUUGAAGUACUUAUUGAUGAUGUUCUUGAAGUCACCGGGAUUGUUCCUGAUCAUUGGUUGCACGAUUUGCUCGAAGUUUGUAAAACACAGGAUUAUACCAAGGCUGAAGAAUUUGUUGAAAAAUUUAUGAUGGAAGCCUACUCGACAACUCAGGUGAUAGAUCAAAUGAACGAAAGAAUUAUUUACUCGAAUUCGUUAACAGACAAGCAAAAGGCGCACAUUGGUGAAAGGCUUGGGGAAUGUAGCUACAGAUUGCUGGAUGGAGGCAGCGAAUAUGUACAAUUAAUAAACUUAUGCUGCGGUAUUAUGCAAGCGUACGAAAUACGAUGAAAACCGCCCGUCGCGCCAAUUUUCCUUUGUACAGUCAUCAAAUAUUCCUAAUUUGUUUUUCUAUUUUUUUAAUAUAAUAUAACUCAAGUGAAUAAAAUUCAUCCUAAAAACGAAA
Molecule: messenger RNA, 1293 nt
Organism: Belonocnema kinseyi
Lineage: Eukaryota; Metazoa; Arthropoda; Insecta; Hymenoptera; Cynipidae
Product: replication factor C subunit 4
Exons: 6
Coding region: 108-1178 (356 amino acids)
Biological process (GO): DNA-templated DNA replication; DNA repair
Cellular component (GO): nucleus; DNA replication factor C complex
Molecular function (GO): DNA clamp loader activity; ATP hydrolysis activity; DNA binding
Source: RefSeq, a predicted model, not a curated record